AUGGAAUUCUGGAGAAGGAAGAAGGAGAAAAAGAAUGCAAGAAAGUGUUUCCUCGAAAAUGGAAGCGUGUUUCUUAAGGAACUCAUAGCCGACUGUAAUGGCAUAUCAAACCCUAUUAGAAUGUUUUCUUCCGAUCAAAUCUCCAAUGCCACGAAUAACUUCGAUCCCAAUUGUUCUCUCCCUCUUAAUUCAUCAUGGUCCAUCUGGUACAAGGGCGUCAUCGAAGGCAGGUCUUACCUGAUCAAGAGAUUUACAAGCCGAGUGGUUAAAGAUGAAGAGAAUGCUUACAACGAUAUCGUGUUAUCUGCUCGGGUAAGUAAUCACAUUGGUUUCCUCAAACUCAUUGGUUAUUGUCUCGAAUUUCCUCAUCAGUUGUUGUUAUUUGAAGACCUUGAAUAUAGACCUUUGAACCAUCUAGGAAGUCUUGGUCAUGAGGUCGAGCCUGUGUUGUCGUGGAAUGUACGUUUGAAAAUUGCCAAGGAGGUCGUGGUUGCUAUAACUUAUCUUCACACUGCUUUCCCUAGAAUCAUUAUACACCGAGAUAUCAAGCCUACAAAUGUUUUCUUGGAUAAGAAUGGGACUGCUAAGCUCAGUGAUUUCUCCCUUGCCAUUGCACUCCCUGAGGGUAAAACGUGGAAGUUAGAGCGGGUGUUUGGAACUUUUGUAUACAUAGAUCCUAUUUAUCAGUUGACGAGCAUAGUGACAGAAUACGUAGAUGUGUAUGUGUUCAGCUUUGGAAUUUUUAUGCUGGUUCUUCUGCUGGGAAGACAAUCACUUAUGGCUGGAUCAGAUGGUUACAUGGAUACUGACACUAGUAUUCUUGACCAUGUGAAGGGUUUGAGAGAGAGAGGAGAACAUGUUGAAUUUGGGGGUGAUUUGAAUGACAUGAGGCCUGUUGAGAUGAAAAUGCUUCUCGACCUGGCACUCGAAUGCUGCGAGGAGAGGAAAGGAGACAGGCCAAAGAUGAUCGUGGUUGCAAAACAGAUUAAGCUUAUAGAAAGAUACUCUAUUGUCUUAUCUGCUCGAGUAAGUAAAUACAUUGGUUUCCCCAAACUCACGGCAUGUUGCCUUGAAGACUUAGAAUAUAGAGUUUUGAACAUAAGAGGAAGUCUUGGUUCCGAGGACGCGCCGGUAUUGCCUUGGAAUGCAAGACUGAAGAUUGCAAAGGAGGUUGCGACUUCUAUAACUUAUCUUCACACUGCUUACCCUAGAAUCAUAAUACAUCGAGAUAUCAAGGCAACAAAUGUUUCUUUGGAUAAGAAUGGGAGGGCUAAGCUCAAUAAUUUCUCCCUUGCCAUUGCACUCCCCGAGGGUAAGACGUGGAUUGAAGAUAGUGUGACUGGAACUCCUGGAUACUUAGAUCCUCUUUAUUACUUGACGGAGAUAGUGUCAGAAUACACUGAUGUCUACAGUUUUGGAAUUUUUAUGCUGGUUCUUCUGCUGGGAAGACAACCACUUCUUGCUGGAUCAGAUGGUUACGUAGAAAUUGGUUCUCAUAUUCUUGAUUAUGUGAAGCAUCUGCGAGAGAGAGGAGAACAUGUUGAAUUUGGGGGUGAUUCGACCGACAUGAGGCCUAUUGAGAUGAAAAUGCUUCUCGACCUGGCACUCGAAUGCUGCGAGGUGAGAAAAGAAGACAAGCCAAAGAUGCUCGUGGUUGAAAAAGAGAUUAAGCUUAUAGAAAGAUACUCUAUUGUUAAAAACUUAUGA
Molecule: messenger RNA, 1707 nt
Organism: Eruca vesicaria subsp. sativa (arugula)
Lineage: Eukaryota; Viridiplantae; Streptophyta; Magnoliopsida; Brassicales; Brassicaceae
Source: the annotation of a GenBank genome assembly